Messenger RNA from Helianthus annuus (common sunflower), 942 nucleotides. RefSeq lists its product as uncharacterized. The coding region runs from base 1 to 942 and encodes 313 amino acids. Gene Ontology annotation, molecular function: nucleic acid binding; zinc ion binding. The record is from RefSeq and is a predicted model, not a curated record. Lineage: Eukaryota; Viridiplantae; Streptophyta; Magnoliopsida; Asterales; Asteraceae. The transcript has a single exon.
AUGACUUGGGAGGAUUUUAAGACACCAUUUCUCAAACAUCAUAGCCCCAAGAUAGUAAUCAAUAAGAUAAAAGAAGAAUUCAUGCAAUUGAGGCAAAAGGGUGAAACCGUUGAUAAAAUUACGGGGACAUUUAUGGAUAAGCUCAAGUUUUGUGAUGAGUUGGUCAAAACCGAAGAACAGAAAAUCUAUUACUAUCAUACCAUGCUGAGGGCUGAAUAUAGGGAGUUUAUGACUCCCUCACAUUACCAAAGCCUUACCGACAUAAUCAAUGCAGCACGAGAGCGCGAGAUUGAACUAAAAAGGCAAGUUGAAAGAGGUGAGAGAAGGGCCUUGGAUGAAAACCCGAGUCCCACAAAGAAGUCAAAUGUAGCUGAAUCUUCGAAGAAAAGAAAUGCAAAAGGAGGUUCUCCGAGUUGCAAAAUAUGUGGACGCGCUCAUAAAGGUGAAUGUUACUUUAAGAACAAACCUUGCGUUGCAUGCGGCAAGACGGGGCAUGGGGUUUUAAACUGCCCAGACAAAGUGAUGGUGUGCUAUAAGUGUUAUCAGUCGGGUCAUAAAAAGUCAGAAUGUCCGGAACUAACGGGAAAGAAAGGGAGUGCUGACUCCAAGAAUGAAACCCCAAAAGCUAAGGCAAGGUCGUUCCAAAUCACCGCUGCUGAAGCAAAGAUGGAACCAGAUGUGGUUACAUGUAUAUUUACUGUAAAUUCUGUCCUUGCACGUGUUUUGUUUGAUACAAGUGCGAAUAAGUCUUUUGUUUCUCAUAGAUUUAUUCAAAACCCUUUGUUUACAUUAACUAAAUUGCCUAUGCCAAUGGAAGUAGAAGUAGGUAAUAACAAAAGUUUCAUUGUUUGUGAUAUAUGUCGGGAAUGCAAACUGGACAUCGAUGGCGAGGAAUACUCCAUUGAUCUAAUACCAUGUCCAUGGGUGAAUUUCAAGUGGUAG